Messenger RNA from Aspergillus mulundensis, 1053 nucleotides. RefSeq names its product RNP domain protein. Gene Ontology annotation, molecular function: mRNA binding. The transcript has a single exon. The record is from RefSeq and is a predicted model, not a curated record. NCBI's taxonomy places the organism in Eukaryota, Fungi, Ascomycota, Eurotiomycetes, Eurotiales, Aspergillaceae. Bases 1 to 1053 code for a protein of 350 amino acids.
AUGUCCUUUCCGCCGCCUCCAGGUCAGCAACCUUCAUCGCUUCCUCCGCGACCACCUCAGUCUACGAACACAGGUUCACAGUAUUCGAACAGCGGAUAUGGCGGGGGCUCUCGUCCCGGCGGCUUUGGUGCCGCUAUGGCUUUCGCACCUCGUUCCGUAGCCUCCCAACAGCCGUACCGCACUAGCAGUCCUGUCGUUGCGGCUCCGCCUGCGAUAACAAGCGGUUAUUCGACUCCAACUACUACCGGCUACGGCAGCUACUCUCAACCGCAGCAAUCAUAUCAAGCUGGUCCUUCAUACUACGGUGCGUCGCAGUACAACAAUGCCGGUACAACGUACGGUCCCGCGAUUCCUCACAUUCAGAACCCGUUUGCGCCGUCGGGAAAUGACCAAAAUCGCGGACGGAACUCCGGGCUCGAUCCCGAAACCGAAGCACAAAUUGCGCAGUGGCAGAGCGCCUAUGCCAACAAGGAUGACAUGUCUUCUAUGGGCAGAGGCACCGUUCGUCGAGAGGGAGCUACCAGUACACCUGGCGCUACCACUGUCUACACCUCGUCCGGCACCACACCCACUACCAAUACACCUCCCGUGGGGUCAGAGACACAAAAGACCGUUGCCCGCUCCGGUGGCGGUCAAAAUUGGAAUGACUCGACGCUGCUCGAGUGGGACCCGGCUCAUUUCCGUCUGUUUGUCGGUAACCUUGCGGGCGAGGUCACCGACGAUUCUUUGUUUAAGGCAUUUGCAAAAUACACAUCCGUUCAGAAGGCACGUGUGAUCCGCGACAAACGCACACAGAAGAGCAAAGGUUACGGAUUCGUCAGUUUCAGCGACGGCGACGACUACUUUUCAGCCGCAAGAGAAAUGCAGGGCAAGUACAUUGGCUCGCAUCCAGUUCUCCUCCGUCGCGCAACGACCGAGAUCCGACCGGUAUCCAACAACAAGAAUAAGAAGCAUGGUGGAAAGGGCGGCGGUGGUAAUCAGGGCUCCAAGGUGAAGCACGACGGAAUCAAGAAGCCUGGAAAGACCAAGGGGGGGUUGAGGAUCCUGGGUUGA